AUGGGCAGCGAAUAUGUGAUGCUCACCUUUGGUGCCGUCGUCGCCGCCGUCUUCGUCUUCAGAGACAGCUUAUUCGGCACGUCCUCGAAAGCCCCGCCUGUUGUCAAUAAUGUAAAACCCGCCGUCGUUGGUGGCGGAGACCCUCGCGAUUUCGUUGCCCGGAUGAAGGCUGGGAAAAAGCGCCUCGUCAUCUUUUAUGGCUCCCAGACCGGGACAGCAGAAGAGUAUGCCAUUCGUAUCGCAAAGGAGGCAAAGUCGCGCUACGGGCUCGCCUCUCUGGUGUGCGAUCCGGAAGAAUACGACUUUGAGAACCUCGACGCGAUCCCAGAAGACUGCGCUGUCAUCUUUGUGAUGGCCACGUAUGGCGAGGGCGAGCCCACGGACAACGCGGUCCAGCUCAUGCAAAAUCUCGAGGACCCAGACUUCAACUUUUCAAAGGGUGAACACCGACUCGACGGUCUCAAAUAUGUCGUGUUUGGUCUUGGAAACAAGACGUACGAGCACUACAAUCUCAUCGCGCGCAAGACGGAUGCAAAGCUCGAGGAGAUGGGAGCCACUCGACUCGGCCCACGCGGAGAAGGAGACGAUGACAAGGCUAUGGAAGAAGAUUAUCUCGAAUGGAAAGAACAGAUGUGGCCCGCGCUCGCCGAGGCGCUCAACGUCGAAGAAGGCGCUGGAGGAGACACUCCCGACUUUGUCGUUACCGAAGAGAUACAUCCAGACGAAAAAGUCUUCCUCGGUGAAUUGUCUGCCCGUGCUUUGAACAAGACUCGCGGUAUUCAUGACGCAAAGAACCCAUACCCUGCGCCAAUCUUGGCCACUCGUGAACUGUUCCGUGUUGGUGGAGCGCGCAAUUGCGUUCACAUCGAACUCGGCAUUGAAGACUCGGGCAUCCAUUACCAACAUGGUGAUCACGUCGGUGUCUGGCCGACAAAUCCCGAAAUCGAAGUUGAUCGCCUCUUGCACUCUCUGGGCUUGUGGGAACGCCGAGCGACAACGAUUAACAUUAUCUCGCUCGACCCUAUGCUUGCCAAAGUUCCCUUCCCUGUACCGACGACCUACGAAACCGUUCUCCGACAUUAUAUCGACAUUUCCGCUGUUGCAGGUCGUCAAACACUCGGCAUCUUAUCCAAGUUUGCGCCGACUGAAGAGAGCAAGGAGAAGAUGAUCAAGCUCGCUACGGACAAGGAACACUAUCAUCGCAUCGUAGCCGAGGGCUGCUUGCGUCUUGGUCAAGUCCUCCAGUACGUUACCGGUCACGACAUUCUCACUCCACCGACGGCCCAGAAUACUACCGCAUGGUCUAUUCCCUUCGAGGUCAUUGUCUCGUGCAUCCCUCGUCUUCAGCCACGGUACUACUCUAUCUCGUCCUCUCCAAAGUACUCUCCCAAGGCCAUUCACGUUACUGCGGUCGUCUUGAAAUACGAAUCGAUUGAGUCACCAGACGUUCCCGCUCGUUGGAUCUAUGGGGUCGGCAGCAAUUUGUUGCUCAAUCUGCAGUAUGCUCAUAAGAGUAUGCAAAAGAAUGACCCAGAAGAGCCGAUGAUUGCAGAACCCGUCGAACUCGAGCGCUCGCACGUCCCCCACUAUGCCAUCAAUGGACCCCGAGGAGCGUAUAAUGUCGAUUCUAUUUACAAGGUUCCGAUUCACGUUCGCCGAUCGACUUUCCGGCUACCGACCAACCCGCGGACGCCUGUGAUUAUGAUUGGUCCCGGAACUGGUGUCGCCCCAUUCCGUGGUUUCGUACAAGAACGUGUCACACUUGCUGAACGUACGAUUGCCAAGCAUCCCGAAACUGGUAUCUCUGACUGGGGUACCAUGUGGCUCUUCUAUGGAUGCCGAGGUGCCAAUGAAGAUUUCCUCUACAAAGAGGAGUGGCCCAAGUAUGCAGAGGUGCUCGGAGACAAAUUCUCGAUGCAUGUUGCCAUUUCUCGCGAGGGACCCCGCAAGCCGGACGGCUCGAAGAUUUACGUCCAAGAUUUGCUAUGGCAGCAAGAGACCAGAUUCGCGAGGCGCUCGUGGAUAAGAAGGGUCAAUGCGCAAACGUCUGACAGAGGGACAAUUCGAUCUCCAGCAAAUGGAACCCAUGUCGUGCCGGAUAGCUGGGUUGAUUUCCGCUAUGCAUCAAUGGGAGAGUAUAGCGUCACUUCGUAUAACAUUUCCAUCUGGCUGUUUACGUCUGACCCAUCGGUCGGUCUCUUCACUGGCCAAGCAACGGGUGUCAGCCUCGGACAGUUUGCAUUCCCGAGUUCGACUCAUACCAACCCAAGCUUGCCAGCGCCGCCUACCAAGAUUUACAUUCCAAACUUUAGUAAGGGUGUAUCUGGAUUUCCUGAUGGAUGGGGUGCAGGCCAGAAUCAGUCGGAUGCCACGAUGUACUUGAGCGUGUUUGAAGAGUGGGGAGGAAAUGGCACUAGCUUUGGAGCACGAAUUGUUUAUGCGACGAAUAUACUCGUGUAUAAUAGUACCGCCGCUGCGUAG
This is a messenger RNA of Serendipita indica DSM 11827, 2481 nucleotides long. Lineage: Eukaryota; Fungi; Basidiomycota; Agaricomycetes; Sebacinales; Serendipitaceae. The record is from the annotation of a GenBank genome assembly.